AUGGCACCCAUGUACCCGACCAAAGCACCGGAAACUAAUGAAGAUCAAACUACCAGUCGAAAGUUUAUUGAGUUUUUUCGGAAAUUAGAACCUGCUACCAAAGGAACUCUCAGAGUCUUCGAACGUGAAAAAGGCGAUUUUUACACUUGUUAUGGGGAUGACGCGCAUUAUGUUGCCACCAACUUUUAUCGUACAAACACAGUUCUACGUUACAUCGGUGGUCAAUCAGGUUCUUCAAAUGCAUUGGCAGCAUGUUCUCUUAACAAAAACGCCGCGAUCACAUUUUUAAGAGAAUGUUUAACUUCACGUCAAUUACGUAUUCAAAUCUAUCGAUCUGAAACACCUUCAAAGAAUUCGAUUUCUUGGUCACUUGCAUUACAAGCUUCACCUGGAAAUUUAGAACCAUUAACCGAUUUAUUAUUCUCGAAUACUGAUUUAUUAAGUUCACCUGUGAUUGCAAGUCUUUGGAUUAAAGGAAGUUCUACUACACAAGCUGGUCGUACAGUUGGUGUUGCAUUUGCUGAUAUGAGUAUACGUACGAUUGGAUUAAGUGAAUUUCCUGAAAAAGAUGAUGGAUGGGCCAACACUGAAAGUUUAGUGAUUCAAUUAGGAAUCAAAGAAGCAAUACUUCCUACUACUACUACUGGAAAAUCAGGUGAUACGGGUGAAUAUGGUCAGGUCAGGGAUAUGUUGGAAAGAUGUGGUGUAGUGGUCACUGAGCGUCCCAGGGCCGAGUUUAACAUCAAAAGCAUUGAACAAGAUGUGAAUCGACUACUGGAGGGUGAAAGACAACUUGCUGCUUUACCCCAGUUUGAUAUGAAGACAGCUUUAGCGGCCCUCAAUCCAUUGCUCAACUAUCUGUCCAUCUUGGAUGACCCUUCAAAUCACUCAACAUUUAAAUUUGUAACGCAUGACUUGGGACAGUAUAUGCGACUCGAUGCUUCAGCUGUCCGCGCUCUUCAUCUGUUUCCUAACCCCACAGGAAUAGGAGGAGGUGGAAAGAGUAUGAGUUUAUUUGGAAUGCUAAACCGAUGUAAGACGAGUCAAGGAACCCGAUUACUAGGACGUUGGCUAAAACAACCUCUGGUAAACCUUCAUGAGAUUGAACAACGACAAAUGCUAGUCAACAUUUUAUUUCACGAUGGACUUUUACGGCAACAACUUCAAGAAGAUCAUCUUAAAGCGAUGCCCGAUUUGACUCGAAUAUCAAAACGAUUCACACAAGGUGCAGCAAGUUUAGAAGACGUCGUUCGUGUUUAUCAAGCUAUUAUCAUUUUACCUGAUAUCCUCAAGGCGCUAGAAAAAGCUGAAGGACCUACCGAUACCGAUUGCGCCGCUGAAAAACGCUUGAUGAACGAAAUCUAUUGUGUACCUCUCGAGGAAUGUAUCACCGAUCUAGCUCAAUAUGUCGAGAUGGUGGAAACAACGGUCGAUUUGGAAGAAUUGAGUAAUCAUCGGUUUAUCAUCAAACCAGAAUUUGAUGAUGAAUUACGAGAAUUGAAAACAGGACUUGAACAAAAUCGAGAUCAAUUAGAUGAAGAGCAUAAUCGAGUAGCUGAUGAUCUUGGGAUGGGAAUGGAUAGUAAAACACUUCAUUUUGAAAAUCAUCAAGUUUAUGGUUACGUGUUUCGAUUAACUCGGAAGGAAUCCGGAGCGAUUCGUGCCAAAAAGAAUUAUAUCGAACUUAGCAAUCGGAAUAACGGAUGCCAUUUCACCACAAAAUUACUGAAAGAAUUAAACAAUGAUCUUAAAGAACUUACCCAAAAGUAUCAAAAAAAACAAAACUCUUUAGUUAAAGAGGUGGUCAAGAUAGCAGCUUCGUAUUGUCCAAUCUUGGAAAAAUUGAAUGAGAUUAUAGCACAUUUGGAUUUGAUCGUUAGCUUUGCUCAUGUUUCAUUACACGCACCAAUCACCUACACACGCCCCAAAGUAUUCCCACUUGGUGAGGGAGAUGUAAGUCUCAAAGAAUGUCGACACCCAUGUUUAGAGGUCCAAGAGGACAUCAACUUUAUACCUAACGAUACGAUCAUGGAAAGAAACCAAAGUUCAUUUCAUAUAAUCACAGGACCUAAUAUGGGAGGCAAAAGUACAUACAUUCGACAAAUUGGAGUCGUAGCACUUAUGGCUCAAUUAGGUUGUUAUGUACCUUGUUCAGAAGCUUCUUUACCUAUCUUUGAUUCAAUUCUUGCUAGAGUUGGUGCAGGUGAUAGUCAAACUAAAGGGAUUUCAACUUUUAUGGCUGAGAUGUUAGAGACUGCUGUGAUCCUUAAGUCGGCUACCAAGAAUUCUUUGAUUAUUAUAGAUGAGUUGGGUAGGGGUACAUCAACUUAUGAUGGAUUCGGAUUAGCAUGGGCAAUUUCAGAACAUAUUGCAGUCGAAAUCGGAGCCUUUACACUUUUUGCAACCCAUUUUCAUGAAUUAACAAGUUUAGAUCAACAAGUUGAACAUGUGAAAAAUUAUCAUGUAGUAGCACAUGUCGAAACUUCUAAAACUAAAGAAUCAAUUCAAGAAAUCACAUUACUUUAUAAAGUUGAAAAAGGGUUUAGUGAUCAAAGUUUUGGUAUUCAUGUGGCAGAAAUGUCAGAAUUUCCUGAAGAAGUUUUAAAACUUGCAAGAAGAAAAGCAGAAGAAUUAGAACAAUUUGAUAAGAAGACAGUAACGAAAGAAACAUCAAUAAAAGAAGAAGAAAUCGAAUCAGGUGUGAGAUUAAUUGAAUCGAUUUUAGAAAGAUGGACUCAUGAAGAUCAAAAGGAUGAAAUGGAACUUGAUGAAAUAAAUGAAAAAAUUAAAUAUGAAAAUGAAAUUAAAAAACUUGAAGAUUGUUUUAAAGAAAGUUUAAUUGAAUUAGAAAAUAAUCAAUGGAUCAAAGAAGUUUUAAUGAAUAGUUAUUGAUUUGAAAAAGAUUAUUGAUUUGCAGAAUGAGGUUUGACUUGAAAUGUUUUUUUUGUAUUAUAAUCGUGUUGCAGAUUUGUUUUAUUGUGAUGAAAGUAUUGAAAAAAAUGCAAGUGAAAUGAAAUUAAUGUAAAAGUUUUUUAGCAU
This is a messenger RNA of Melampsora larici-populina 98AG31, 3039 nucleotides long. RefSeq lists its product as uncharacterized. The record is from RefSeq and is a predicted model, not a curated record. Gene Ontology annotation, cellular component: nucleus; MutSalpha complex. NCBI's taxonomy places the organism in Eukaryota, Fungi, Basidiomycota, Pucciniomycetes, Pucciniales, Melampsoraceae. Gene Ontology annotation, molecular function: ATP binding; mismatched DNA binding; ATP-dependent DNA damage sensor activity. Gene Ontology annotation, biological process: mitotic recombination; mismatch repair. The transcript has 12 exons. Bases 1 to 2892 code for a protein of 963 amino acids.